AUGUCCUUCGAGGCUCUGGCAGAAAAAGCGGCCAGCCUAGCUGUUACUGCGGGUAAAUCUGCGGCUGAAGCCAUUACGCAACACGGGCCCCAGGCUGCAGGAGUGGCUGCUGCGUGGACCGCUCAAAAUCCAGGGCUGGCUGCUUGCGGGGCGGCUGGGCUUGUUCUCGUUGCUGCACCUGGCAUCGUUGUUGCACCGGUGCUCUCUGUCGUCGGGUUUGGAGCCGGCGGCGUUGGAGCAGCGACCUCUGCUGCUGCCAUCCAAUCUGGAAUCGGAAACGUUGCAGCCGGUAGUGCUUUCGCCAUUGCGCAAAGUGCAGGAGCUGCAGGCGCGGGUCUGGCCGUCAUCAAUGGAGCUGUCCAAGGAGCCGGCGUUGCUAUUGCCGCUGGUAGUGGAGGACUUGCGUGGAUUCAAUCGAGGCUCUGA
This is a messenger RNA of Fonsecaea multimorphosa CBS 102226, 426 nucleotides long. RefSeq lists its product as uncharacterized. Gene Ontology annotation, cellular component: membrane. The coding region runs from base 1 to 426 and encodes 141 amino acids. NCBI's taxonomy places the organism in Eukaryota, Fungi, Ascomycota, Eurotiomycetes, Chaetothyriales, Herpotrichiellaceae. The transcript is spliced from 3 exons. The record is from RefSeq and is a predicted model, not a curated record.